ACUUUCAUUUAUCACAGUUCCAUCAUGAUUGCUCUAAUUUCUGCCGUGAUUUUUUGUUUCUUGACCUCAGCCUUGGCCCAGCAAGCUAAUUGCUCUACCGAAGGUCAGUUCACUGCUCCUGCUGGCUCCUAUGUAUUCUCGUGGUCAUUGCAAUCAAAUGGAAUGUAUGUUGACUGCAAUGUGUCUGUGAAUACAGCAGAUAACACAUGGGUUGCAGUUGGAUUCUCUGAAGAUCGAUUCAUGCCUGAUACUGAUGUCAUUAUUGGUGCUAAUGAUGGAACUGACGAAUUUGUAGAAGACAGGUGGAAUGGUCAAAGCCGGGUAGCUGGACCAUCACUUGAUCCUAUGCAGAAUAUUAUGGAUACUUCAUCAAUGAGGGAUGGUAAUAGGCUUACCAUAAGUUUUACCAGACCACUUGUCAGUCCUGAUACUAGUGGUAGAGAUGAAAAUCUUGAUGUAUGCCGUAAUGUUCUUUGGGCUUUUGGAGGUACAACCACUUUUGUGAAUGGCGAUGUAACUGCUCUUGGGGGCCAUUCUAAUAGAGGUGUCUUUCCAGGUCAGCUUUGCCUAUGCACAAUUGCAUCAACAACAGCAACAACAGCAACGCCAACAAUGACACCAACAGCAACAACAGUGACACGAUCAGCAACAGUGAUACCAUCAGCAACACCAGAAGAGACACCAGAAACUACAUCUAGUGCCGCCUCAGUUGCAAAUGUUGCAGUUCUUACUUUUAUAUUUAUCUUUAUUGCUACAAUUUUUUGAACUAUUAAACUAGAAUAGAUAAGAGUGUAGUGUCAUGUGAUUAUCCAUGAUUUUUGUUUGAUUUUAACAGUUCAUAUUUUGCUAAAUUUAAUGUUUUGUUUAAA
This is a messenger RNA of Amphimedon queenslandica, 869 nucleotides long. RefSeq lists its product as uncharacterized. The coding region runs from base 25 to 765 and encodes 246 amino acids. Lineage: Eukaryota; Metazoa; Porifera; Demospongiae; Haplosclerida; Niphatidae. The record is from RefSeq and is a predicted model, not a curated record. The transcript has 3 exons.